Messenger RNA from Mycetomoellerius zeteki, 1316 nucleotides. Its product is annotated as major royal jelly protein 1. Gene Ontology annotation, cellular component: extracellular region. Bases 42 to 1253 code for a protein of 403 amino acids. Lineage: Eukaryota; Metazoa; Arthropoda; Insecta; Hymenoptera; Formicidae. The transcript is spliced from 6 exons. The record is from RefSeq and is a predicted model, not a curated record.
GACAAAAUUAUUGUCUGUAAGCUAUACGCUAUAAGGUAAAAAUGAGGUAUCUUUUGUGUAUCUUGCUAAAUCUAUGGAUGGCAACUGUGACUUUUGGAAUUAAAGUGAAUUAUAUACAUGAAUGGAAAUAUGUUGACUUUAUAUGGGAAAGUAACGAGCAGAAGGAAGACGCGAUAAAUUCUGGCCUUUACAAUCGUUCUGCGUGUCCGUUAUUCGAUGCAGACAAAGCUGAAGAUGGUAGAAUAUUCGUUACUGCUACGAGAGAACUGGGUCCUGGUUCGCCUGCAAGUUUGGCGACAGUAACUGAUGAGAUAGGACCAGGAGGACCACUUUUACAACCAUAUCCAGAUUGGAGUUGGCAUAAUAGUAAUUGUACGUGUGAUGGUAUUGUAAACGUAGCUCGAGUACACAUUCGAUGCAAUCACAUCUUCGCCCUGGAUACCGGCAAAAUUGGACUUGACCAGAUUUGUAAUCCAAAACUAUUGAUCUUUAAUUUAAAAGAUGAUACGCUGGUAAAAACUAUUUAUAUUCCAUUUGAUAUUGCGAGUAAUGCAACAGGUUUUGGAUUAUUAUUAGCGCCCUUCGUUUAUGUUCCCAAAAAUUGCACGCAGUUUCUGCAUAAAAUGAUUAUAUUCAUGGCCGAUCUACAUGGUCGAGGUUUAGUGGUGUAUGAUUCAUCUGUAAAGAGUAUGUGCAGAGUCGAAUCAGAUUACAUGAUACCGAUUGACAAUGUUGCCUCCAUAGCAAAUCAAAGUUUUCCUUUUAUUGGCGGUCCCUUCAAUGUAGUGACUCUUUACGAUGAACUUUAUUAUGUUGUCACGUCGGGAAUGAAAAUUUAUAAAAUAAAAAUCGAAUCGCUACUAAAAUGUCCAAAUAAAAAAGUGGCUAAUAAACUGACUAAAGUUGCGAUUAAAAUACCAAGCGAUUCAGGACCAAUCGGAUCAGCAGGACAUUCAAUAUUUUACAGUGAUUCUGAUGGAUGUGCUAUUUUAGGAACGAACGUUUUUAAAAAAUCUGGUAAAAACACGGUGAUACUUGCACAAGACAAUGAAAAACUUCAAGCUGUUAGUGCUUUAAAAGCUUCAUAUUAUUGGAAUAAGCUCACAUGCCUUUCAGAUAAAUUUUAUCGUUUCGUUCUUGGUACUAUAAACCUAAAUGAAAUAAAUAUCCGCUAUUUCGAAAUGGAUUUAGCGGAAAUACAGAAGAAGAUGAAUUCCAUUCCUUCACACACGGAGUUAGGUUUCAAAUUUUAACAGACAUUUUUACACAAUUUUUUAUAAAAGAAUUAUGCAUGGAGGAGAAGGUGAUAUUAUGGC